Xenopus laevis (African clawed frog) is the source of this 1537-nucleotide messenger RNA. It is a transcript of the gene tmem120b.S, whose product is annotated as transmembrane protein 120B S homeolog. Gene Ontology annotation, biological process: fat cell differentiation. Lineage: Eukaryota; Metazoa; Chordata; Amphibia; Anura; Pipidae. The record is from RefSeq and is marked provisional. Gene Ontology annotation, cellular component: nuclear inner membrane; membrane. The transcript has 12 exons. The coding region runs from base 53 to 1060 and encodes 335 amino acids.
GACGUAAGGGGCGAGCGUGGCUCCGACGGCCGGGCUCACAGCGGCUUCUAACAUGUCGCUACAGAAGUGCCAGGAGGAGUGGGGCGAGCUGGAGAAAGAGUUUCAGCAGCUACAGGAAACACACAAGGUAUACAAACAGAAGCUGGAAGAACUGAGCAGCCUUCAGAACCUAUGCAGCAGUUAUAUUAAUAAGCAUAAGAGGCGUCUAACUGAGUUAAAAGGCAACCUUCAUGGAUAUAAACAUACCUCUAAUCUAGAAGAAAAGGAGCUCAUCCAGCAAAUAGACGGCACAAUUAAAGAAAGGCACAAUGCUUUUUUCGACAUGGAAGCCUAUUUGCCAAAGAAAAAUAGUUUGUACUUAAACCUGGUGCUUGGAAAUGUGAAUGUCACUCUCCUUAGUAAACAAACAAAAUUUGCCUACAAGGAUGAAUAUGAAAAAUUCAAGCUUUACUUGACUAUUAUAUUGUUACUGGGAGCUAUCACUUGUAGAUUUGUGCUUCAUUACAGGGUGACAGAUGAGGUGUUUAAUUUCCUACUAGUCUGGUACUUCUGCACACUGACCAUUAGGGAAAGUAUCCUCAUUAGCAACGGUUCAAGGAUAAAGGGAUGGUGGGUAUCCCAUCAUUAUGUCUCCACAUUUCUUUCAGGGGUGAUGUUAACAUGGCCAGAUGGACUCAUGUAUCAAAUGUUUCGAAAUCAGUUUCUGGCAUUUUCCAUAUUUCAAAGUUGUGUACAGUUUCUUCAAUAUUAUUAUCAGAGCGGCUGUUUAUACAGAUUACGUGCUUUAGGCGAGAGAAAUCAUUUACACCUCACUGUUGAGGGAUUCCAAUCAUGGAUGUGGAGAGGCCUCACUUUUCUUCUUCCUGUCCUCUUUUUUGGACAUUUUUGGCAGCUGUACAAUGCAAUGACUCUCUUUGGGCUGUCAAGACAUGAAGAAUGCAAAGAAUGGCAGGUGUUUGUGUUGGCUCUCACAUUUCUCCUGCUCUUCCUGGGGAACUUCCUGACGACUCUAAAAGUUGUUCACACAAAAUUUCAGAAGAAUAAGCUAAAGAAGCCUUGAGCCUCGUUUAAAACUGGGGGCAGAGUUAUACUGAAUGGAAUAAUUGCCCCACCCCAAUAUGGACUGCAGGGGGUACUGGAAAAGUGCAGGGGCCACACUUUGGAACCCUGAUUGGGCUAUUACAAUGGGAAUUGGUAUCAUGGAUUAGAAGAUGGAUGAAUAGACGCCGCCGUCCACUUUCCCUCUGGGAUUUUGUACUUGCCAUUUUUAAGCUGCUUUUAUUCACCCCCAAUGGAAAGGAAAUGUUCGGGCCUGUUCUACAGACCACUGGGUUCUUUGGCUGCUGAUGGAAUCAUUGACUCUAGCACUAAUCUCCAUUAAUCAUUUUUGCCCAUUUAGAAUCACAUUUAUAAUCACACAUACAAACAGUACGUUAUGGUUGGUACAAUGUUUACACGGGAGUACAGUAAUGGCAUAGGUUGAACUCACUCUUCGUACGUUUGGAAGGAAUGAAAAAUAAAUGUUUACUACUGUGAA